Messenger RNA from Gastrolobium bilobum, 2234 nucleotides. Its product is annotated as protein indeterminate-domain 5, chloroplastic-like. Bases 219 to 1913 code for a protein of 564 amino acids. The transcript is spliced from 4 exons. The record is from RefSeq and is a predicted model, not a curated record. Gene Ontology annotation, molecular function: DNA-binding transcription factor activity. NCBI's taxonomy places the organism in Eukaryota, Viridiplantae, Streptophyta, Magnoliopsida, Fabales, Fabaceae. Gene Ontology annotation, cellular component: nucleus.
GGUGAAGCAAAAAAUUUUAGGCAUUAAGAGCAAGAGAGAAGAUGAGUAGUAGGUAUACAGAGUGAUAUUGUUUUCUUCUCUUCAUCUCAGGAUUGUUGCUGUCUCCUUUUGAUAAAUUCUCCUUGGUGUUUUCUGGGUUUAAAUCUUUUAAAGAGACAAGAAAGCAAGGAAAAUCAAACAUAUAUAGCUUCAGAUUUGCUCAAGUUUGCAAAACAAAUAUGGCUGCUGCUUCCUCAUCCACACAGUUCUUGGGAAUCAGACAAGAAAAUCAAAGUCAGAUUACACAACACCAAUCCUCCACAGCUGCUUCCUCAACUGCUGCUCCAACCACAGUUACUCAAAAGAAAAGAAGGAAUCAGCCUGGAACACCAUAUCCAGAUGCGGAGGUGAUAGCACUAUCACCGAAGACACUAAUGGCAACAAACAGGUUUAUAUGUGAAGUGUGCAACAAAGGGUUCCAAAGGGAGCAAAACCUACAGCUUCACAGAAGAGGACACAACUUGCCUUGGAAGUUAAAGCAGAAGACUACAAAAGAGCCAAAGAGAAAGGUUUAUCUGUGUCCCGAACCCACAUGCGUCCACCAUGACCCUUCAAGGGCUCUUGGUGACCUCACUGGUAUUAAGAAACACUACUCUCGCAAACAUGGUGAGAAAAAAUGGAAGUGUGACAAAUGCUCCAAAAAAUAUGCUGUUCAAUCUGAUUGGAAAGCACAUUCUAAAACUUGUGGCACCAGAGAAUAUAGAUGUGACUGUGGCACUCUCUUCUCAAGGCGUGACAGUUUUAUCACUCAUAGAGCCUUUUGUGAUGCACUAGCUCAUGAGAGUGCAAGACACCCUUCCAACUUAAGCACUUUGGGGACUCAUCUGUAUGGCACAAACCACAUGACCUUAGGCCUACCCCAAAUGCAGAACCAGAACCAGAACCAGAACCAAGCAACCACUAACAACAUGUUGAGCCUUGGAAAUGCUUGUGUUGCACCAAAGUUUGAGCACUUAAUCUCUCCUUUGCAGCAUCACUCAUCAUUUGGACACUCACCCCAGUCAAUGUCAUCCUCAUCAGCUUUCUUCAUGACUGACCCAAAUCAAGGUUUUCAAGACCUCCAAUCUCCACAAGGACCAUUCUCAAGCAAGCAAAUGCAUGGUCUUAUGCAACUUCCUGAUCUUCAAGGGAACACCAAUAACUCCAAUUCUGCUUCACCAACCAAUCUUUUUAACCUCAGCUUCUUUCCAAAUAGCAAUAGCAGUGGCAGCAUAAUUUCUGACCAAUUCAACAUCAUAUCUAAUAGCCCUGUAAAUAAUCAAGUUGGGUUAGGUUUGUCUUCACUCUUUGGCAAUUCACAAGUGCAACAAGAGAACAUGUGCUCACACAUGUCUGCCACUGCAUUGCUUCAGAAAGCUGCUCAAAUGGGUUCAACAACAACAACCAAAUGUUCCUCUUUACUAAGAGGAAUGGGUAGCUCCUCAACCAAUGGUGCAGAAUCUGAUCAUAGUCAACUUGUGUCUGAUAAUCUUGCCACAUUUGGAAGUGAUCAAGGUAUGAGAUUAAGCAUGGAAAACGAGCACCAUAAUCUACGUGGAUUGAUGAACUCUCUUGCCAAUGGAAACACUUCCAUAUUUGGAAAUGUUAAAGGGAACGAAAACAACCUAAUUGGUCAGUUUCACAACAUAGAUGAUCAAGAGGAGCCUAAAAAAAUGUCCCAAAAUCUUGGUGUGUGCUUUGGAGGAUCUGAUAAGUUAACGUUAGACUUUCUUGGUGUUGGAGGAAUGGUGAGAAACAUGAGUGGUGGGUUUUCACAAAGAGACCAACAACAACAACAACAACAACACUCCAUGGGUGGUACUAUGAGCUCGUUGGAUCCUAAACUUGAACCAGCACAUGCAAACCAACCUUUUGGAAGCUCAACACUGCAUUAAGCUGGGUAAAUUAAUUAUGCAGAAAAAAAAAUAUAUGUUUAUUAUUAGGGUUUCAAUUCUAAAAUUUGCAACUCAUGUAUUUUUCUUAAUUCACUUUUCUCUCAAAUUCUCUAGAGAAGUAAGUUCCUCUCUCACUCUCUCUUUGACAGUGAUAUAAGACAAGUAAUAAAUUUACUGUUGCAUUGAAUUUCAUGACUCAAGAGGUAAACUUGGUAACAGUAAAACCACGUGGUAAAGCCAGGUUCUGUACACUGCUCACCAAACGAGGAAGCUGGCUCUCACUUUCUGAGAAUCUUCACAUGUUGGCUAUAUUCCAAGGGA